GAUAUUCCUUUAAAGCGAUGGACAAUCAGCUACACAGAAAAAGACAAAACACACCCGAUAAACUCAAAGCCAAUUUUCUCUUUUGUCACUCCAUCUCCACUUAUCCAAACAAUGGAAACAUGGUUCCUCAUCCUCCUCACAAUUUCCAUCUCUCUUCUUCUCAAAGCCUUUCUCAAUCUCUUCUACCCUUCCAAAACGCUUCCCCAUAAUCUCCCUCCAGGCCCUUACACAUUCCCUAUCAUUGGCAACAUCUUAUGGCUCCGAAAAUCUUUCUUCGAAAUCGAACCAAUCCUCCGCAGCCUCCAUACAAAGCUUGGUCCCAUGGUCACUCUAUACAUUGGUCCUCGUCCCAGCAUCUUUGUCUCCGAUCGUUCCCUUGCUCAUCGGGCUUUAGUCCAAAGCGGUUCACUAUUUUCAGACCGGCCCGAAGCUUUUGCUACUAAUAAGAUCAUGUCUAGCAACCAACAUAACAUCAGCUCUGCCCCCUAUGGCCCAACCUGGCGGCUUUUGCGGCGGAAUCUGACUUCAGAAAUCCUCCAUCCUUCACGUAUAAAGUCCUAUUCUCAUGCACGUAAAUGGGUUUUGGAAAUUCUUCUUGAUAAUUUAGAGUCAAAGGCUAAAACUGGAGAAUCGGUUCAGGUUUUGGCUCAUUUUCAAUAUGCUAUUUUUUGUUUGCUACUUUUGAUGUGUUUUGGUGAUAAGCUUUCUCAAGAGAAAAUCAAAGAAAUUGAAGCUGUUAUGCGAAGGGAGCUGUUAGGUUUUGGAAGAUUCAAUAUACUUAACUUUUGGCCUAGAGUGACCAAGGUUUUGCUUCGUAAGCAAUGGAGGCAGCUUUUUCAACUACGUAAGAAUCAAGAAGAUGUGCUGAUUCCUUUGAUAAGAGCAAGAAAGAAAGCUAAAGAGGAGAAACUAAGCAAGGACAGUGAUGAUUAUGUUUUGGCAUAUGUUGAUACUUUGUUGGAUUUGGAGUUACCAGAGGAGAAAAGGAAACUUGAUGAAGGAGAAAUCGUUAGUUUGGCCUCUGAGUUUCUUAAUGGUGGCACUGAUACCACCUCCACCGCUUUGCAAUGGAUUAUGGCAAAUUUGGUGAAAUACCCAUAUAUUCAGGAUAAAUUAUUGCUUGAAAUUAAAGGGGUUGUGGGAGAUGAAGAGGAAAAAGUCAAAGAAGAUGAUUUGCCAAAGAUGCCUUAUUUGAAAGCAGUGAUUUUGGAAGGGCUAAGAAGGCACCCACCAGGGCACUUUGUGGUGCCUCAUAGUGUGACAGAAGACGCAGUCCUGGGAGAAUUUUUGGUCCCCAAGAAUGGAACUAUCAAUUUCAUGGUGGCAGAAAUGGGAUGGGAUCCAAAGGUGUGGGAGGAUCCAAUGGCAUUUAAGCCUGAGAGGUUCUUGGGAAGUGAUGAUAGUAGUGGUGAAGCGUUUGACAUAACAGGGAGUAGGGAGAUUAAGAUGAUGCCUUUUGGAGUUGGGAGAAGAAUUUGUCCUGGACUUGGCUUAGCCCUUCUUCAUCUGGAGUAUUUUGUGGCAAAUUUGAUUUGGAAAUUUGAAUGGAAGGCUAUGGAUGGAGAUGAGAUCAGCUUGGAGGAGAAGCUAGAGUACACGGUUGUGCUGAAGAAUCUAUUGAGGGCCCACAUUUCGCCAAGGAAGAGACAAGGGGUUGAUUUUCUACUUAGAAAUUAAAUUAUAUAGGUGGAGGUCAGAUGUCAAUUUAGCUAUUAAGUAUGUGCUUAAUAUGUAUGCAUGUUUCUUUCUAUACAUGAAUCUAGAAAACUUUAUAGUAAGUAGUUUUCUACGUGACUGCAUCAAUUAAGUAAUGAUUGCUAAAACCAACUAAUCCAAGGUGAAAUAAAAAAAAAAAUGAUUGCUAAAAGAGAGAAACCGUUAUAAUCUUCAGUUUUGAUAAUUAAGUAAUGAUUCCAAUGAAAAAGG
Durio zibethinus is the source of this 1926-nucleotide messenger RNA. The record is from RefSeq and is a predicted model, not a curated record. NCBI's taxonomy places the organism in Eukaryota, Viridiplantae, Streptophyta, Magnoliopsida, Malvales, Malvaceae.